Molecule: messenger RNA, 1930 nt
Organism: Mya arenaria
Lineage: Eukaryota; Metazoa; Mollusca; Bivalvia; Myida; Myidae
Exons: 10
Coding region: 40-1782 (580 amino acids)
Source: RefSeq, a predicted model, not a curated record
ACAACAGUCACAUUCAUUAAUACAUCAUUUUUUGGAGAUAUGCCACGACAUUGGAUGCUAAUAUGUGCGCAACUUGCCGUAUUCCUUUUUGCUCAUGUUUGCUACGUUAGCAAAGCCAUGAACCAGUAUGGAACGAUGUCAGUGGAAGGACCAGCUUUUGUGAACAGGGAUGUAACAUUGAAAGCGACACCGUUCUACCCUUGGGGAUGUGAUGUGGAAUGGAUAUGCAUAAAAAAUGCUAGAUCAACACUUCAAAUAAUGAAUGGGACAAAUGUUAAAAGAUAUAUGGAAGAUGGGUCGUUUUUUAUGAAAUGGAAGGCUUCAUUUGAAUACAACAAGUCGGACUUUUACGCCGGGUGUAUAACAAACACAACGAUAAAAACACCCAUGGUAACCUUGAAUAUGAAAGAUAUUGUUGGACAAUGUGGAGCUCUCGUGCUCUUUAGCCCGGUAGUACGCGGCGCGAACGUCGAACUAGGAUAUUUUCCAGCUGACGUUUAUAUACAGCGUCAAACAUACAAUACACGAACAUGGAAGAAAAACACCAACGCGAUACAGCUACGAAACGGUUCUUACGAAGAAGACAAAGUUUCUGAAUAUGUUUACAAAUUGACAGUAUUCAAUUUUGAUGAAACAAAUGAGGGAACAUACACUUUAGUGUGCAAUCCAGGAGGAUCCACCGAAUCAGUACAUGUUUAUAUGCAGGAGCGACCGAGUUACCCAAUACUCGGUCCAAUGUCCCUUGACUUUAACACAACAGAAUGCAUUUAUGUUUAUGCUGGAUCUGACGUGUAUUGCAAAACUGACAAUGGAACCGAACCCGUAAAAGUUGUACUUUUACUUGAGCAUGAUUUAUUUGUUUAUGCUGAAAUCAGAGUCAACAAAGGAGUGUACCGGUUCCAUAACGUUUAUCAGCUAAUGGCUGGACAGUCGAGACGGAAUGUAACAUGCCAAGUUUCAAAUGCAGCCCUUGAAACACCUCACAAAGUGCACGGCAUUCUAUGUAACGUAGAGAAAGGAAGCCCGCCCGAGCUUACAGUUCCUCAAUUCCUUGAUGGAGAAAGUUCGGCAGCAGUAUGUGAGGUGCACAAUGCUAUCCCAGCUCCGGCAAUAGAAAUAUACGUUGGCACAGUCUUGCUAGCUGAUGUUCAACAAUCGGAUUUAUUUAAUAAAUCUUCUAAUACAUUUACAAGUCAAGCAAAGACGACAAAGACUUACAAAUCUUGGAAUGGAAAUGAAAUGUGUUGCACAACGCAAAGCAACGAUUAUUUUGGUCUAAAAGCUGUGUCAAUAUGCAAAAACAUCAGUAUGAAAUGCAGGCAAUGCCAGGACAAUCAGACAUUUUCUUCAAUAUUCCGAUUUCCUAUCAAGAAUCUUCUUAUUGGAACAGGUGUUUUUUGUGGAAUCUGCAUCGUUCUUGCAAUUGGAAGAUGUAUAUUUCUUAAACGACGAAAGGUCAGCAAUAUCAUCACAAUAGAAAGUGUUGAAAAUCACAGCGAAACAGACGUUUUGGCGGACAAUGAUGUUUCACACAUAACAAUGGAAGGUGUCCAGUUAGCAGUCGUACAGAGACAGCCUGCCCAAAAGAGCAUUGAAACACAGCAGCCACAUACUGACGACAGUCAUGCGUACGACGAGUUGGACACCAAUUUUCAACAGGAAGCUCAGGCCAGAGUUCCGUCAAAGAGAAAUGAUACGCCGACGAAGUAUACUAUCAUUGAAUUCUCCUCAACACAGGAACCUGCAGUAGAAGACAAGUGUACGACAAUGCAUCAGUGUUGAUCUCUAUCAAAUACCAAAACAUAUAACCAAGAAAUACUGCUGCCGUUUUCUAUGGUUUCUAUAUUGUAUUCCGUAUGCAUGAUGUUUUGGAAAAUCACUUGUACAGGUAUUGUAUUAAAUUGUUAAGAAGUCAAACAAUGAUGUUUUU